Messenger RNA from Terrapene triunguis (Three-toed box turtle), 2214 nucleotides. Its product is annotated as UDP-glucuronosyltransferase 2A1-like. Lineage: Eukaryota; Metazoa; Chordata; Testudines; Emydidae. The record is from RefSeq and is a predicted model, not a curated record. The coding region runs from base 85 to 1800 and encodes 571 amino acids. The transcript is spliced from 6 exons. Gene Ontology annotation, molecular function: UDP-glycosyltransferase activity.
UAUCCAGGACAGGAUUUUGUGCUAGCACAGGUUGAUUUUACUGCCAAGGUAUUUCCGGUGCUCUGAGAUAACUACGGUUAAUCAAUGUUGGAAGUUUUAGAACAUAAUCUCCACCGUGGGCUGUCCUCUUGUGUACCGGCACCUGGAUCGAAAGAAGUAGGCAAGCAAGCAGGCAGAGUGGAACAGCUUACAAGGAAACGCAGCCACAUGAUGUCAGGGAAGUGUAUUACAGUACUCUUUUUGGUUCUGGGCUCUGGCUUGGGCUCAGGGUCCUGUGGGAAGGUGCUGGUCUGGCCAGCUGAUAACAGUCACUGGCUCAAUGUAAAGUCCAUUUUAGAAGAGCUCGCAGACAGGGGCCAUGAGGUGACUGUGCUGUUGUCUUCAUCCUUUCUGGGCACAGAUCCCACCAGACUUUCCCCUUUCAAUUUUGAGGUGAUCCCUGUGCCAUUCACAAAGGAGGAUAUGGCGUCCCUGAUGGAAGACUUUCUCCACAUGUGGGUUUAUGAACUGCCCAACUUUUCAUACUGGGAGACCACUUCCAGGAUGUGUAACUUAAUAUCACGGUUCGUGUCUAUAAACAAAGCAACUUGUGAUUCAGUGGUGUGGAAUGAGGAGCUGAUGAAGAUGCUGAGAGAGGCUGCCUUCGACAUUCUCCUUGCAGAUCCAUUAGUGCUGGGUGGGGAGCUAGUGGCAGAGAAGCUUGGAGUCCCAUUUGUCUAUACUUUCCGGUUCUCUAUGGGGAACACAGUGGAGCGGCUGUGUGGGGGGCUUCCAGCCCCUCCGUCGUACGUGCCUGCCAGCAUGGGGGGACUGAUGGACAGGAUGUCCUUCAUGGAGAGGAUGAAAAACAUGCUCUUUUAUGCUCUUCAGGAUGUUCUGUUUCACCAGGUUUUUUGGAGAGAAUGGAGUCAGUACUACAGCGAUGUUUUAGGAAGGCCCACGACGCUGUGUGAAACGAUGGGCAAAGCAGAGAUGUGGCUGAUCCGAACGUACUGGGACUUUGAAUUCCCUCGCCCUUUCCUGCCUAACUUUGAGUUUGUCGGGGGACUCCACUGCAAGCCUGCAAAGCCUUUACCUGAGGAAAUGGAAGAGUUUGUCCAGAGUUCAGGGGAACAUGGUAUCGUGGUGUUUUCUCUUGGCUCGAUGGUUUACAACUUAACUGAGGAGAAAAGUAACAUGGUUGCCUUGGCCCUCAGCCAGAUUCCACAAAAGGUCCUUUGGAGGUACAAAGGGAAGAAACCAGAAACGUUAGGACCCAACACGAGGAUUUAUGACUGGAUACCCCAGAAUGACCUGCUUGGCCAUCCCAAGACCAAAGCCUUUAUUACUCACGGUGGAACCAACGGGAUCUAUGAAGCGAUCUACCAUGGGAUUCCCAUGGUUGGGAUUCCCAUGUUCGCUGACCAGCCGGAUAACAUUGCUCACAUGAAGGCGAAAGGGAUGGCAGUCGAACUGGAUUUUAACACAAUGCAAACCCAGGAUUUAAUCGAUGCAUUGAAUAUGGUCAUUAACAACUCCAGCUAUAAAGAAAAUGCAGUGAGGUUAUCUGAGAUUCACCACGACCAGCCCAUAAAGCCUCUGGACCGAGCUGUCUUCUGGAUCGAAUUUGUCAUGCGCCACCAAGGGGCAAAGCACUUGAGACCAGCAGCUCACGAGCUCACCUGGUACCAGUAUCACUGCCUGGACGUCCUGGCGUUCUUGCUCGUCUGCGCAGCAGUUGCUGUUUUCAUUGCUGUCAGGUGCUGCUUGUUUUGCUGUAAGAAAUGCGGUAGGAUUGUAAAGAAAAAGAAAACGGAGUAGAUUUGCUGUUCCCAUUGGCCACGCUUGUCUCUGGUUAGGCCGUGGUUCAGCCAGGGACUUCAACUUGUUCGUGGUCCUGUUGAUCUAGGCAUAUGCUGAAAAUGAGGCGCAUGCUGCAAUACCCAUGCGUAAUCAGGGCCAUGUUCUGGUGAAGUGGUAUCAGGAAAGCUGCACACUUAGCGAAUGUGAUGUUUACAGUAACUUCCUUUUGGCUUGAAUAAGAAUGAAUCAUUAGCUUAAGCCACCAAUCGGACUCCUUCGGUGAUUACACAGGGCUUGUCGUAUGCUAACUGUGGCAAUGACGUUCAGAAUGUAACUUUCCGGAGACUUUAUUUUAAAAGGAUAAAGCCCCAUAUGUUUUAGGUCCUUUGCUGUCUUCCACCUGCGGGUAUUAAAGUUGAUUUGCCCACCCUG